AUGGCGGUUUUGGGUGCAAUUCUUGAGCAUGGAUUGCAACGAGUUUUACCUUUACUUCACUCAUCGUUUUUCACCGGCAACUCGGACGAUUCGCUCACCGAUGCGGCAACACUGAGGAUUUUGGCGGAGAAUAUUCGAUAUUAUGACGCCGUUCAACGAGUGUCGCUGAAACAAGCAGCCGAAUCGAUCGAGAGUUUCCUCCAAUUGAUCUCUUACUCAUCAGCUCUGGUAUCAAAACUGAGUCUUGACGUCGAUCGAUGGAUUGAAAUCCUCAAAGAAGUCCCGCCAAGUAUGACAAGGGAAAAGAUUGCAGCGCCGAUUGCAAAAUCAAAAGUUCGGAAGAGAAAGGAACAAAGACUAAAUCGUUUCCACCUGGUUGAGGAAGAGUCCGAGCAACGGGAGAAUCAAAUGCAAACAUCUUUGCCACCUUUUUAUCCAACCGAACUUAAAACGUAUAAUUUGGUGGAUGAUUCUUUUACCGACGACGAGAACUUCAUCGAAAUCAAUAUGGCUACAGUUUGGGAGCGGAAAAUUGUCAAUUUCUAUAUGAAAGCCUACAACACUACCAAAAUCGAGCGCUUCUCUAAAGCCGACAUUCUCGUUUUCGCGUUAACGAUUUUGACGGGAGCACAGGAAAUCCUCGGAUUCGCAGCUUUUUUUGCGCACAUGAUCGCCCGAAUCACUCGAGUCCAGAAUGGGAGUUGGAUUCAGAAAAUGAUCAUUGAAAAUGUUAUCGAGAAGAUAGAACAGCUAACGGAAAUCUCUGGCCUCUUGAUCCAAGCGGCUUUCUAUGAUGAGGAGUUCGAACUCGCCGACUCGUCGCUCACAAAUCCGCUCGAUUAUUUACGCCUUCUGGAUGCAUUACUUUUGUGCUUCGACCAAGAGAUCCCAAUCUCGCUCGACUUGAUCAAAAAUCUCGUUGUAAACUGGGAUUUAUAUGAGCGAAUGCUUAGCGGUGAGUCACCUCCAUAUGCUGAGACAGCGGCAACGCUUCUCUCGCGAUGUUCACCAUCACAAAGAGAUUCUCCAUUGAUGAAAGAAACAAUCUCCCAAAUCUUGAAAGAGCUCGAGAAAAAGGAAUUGCUUUUUCGAGACGUUUGGCUUUUCAUCAGUGAAAGCGAAGAGACGGAAACGGUGACGAGUUUCAUCGAAAAACUCUCGAUCAUUCUUUGCCAACUUCCAUCAACAUCGUUCAAUGAUCCACACCAAAUUUUGACAAGAAUCAGCAAACAGUGUAUCGAAUGGGCAAGACAUCCAAAUGAAGAAGAAACGGGUGAAAAAGGAAACGAUGAAGUGAGACGGUGGGCUCGCUUGAUUACUUCAACAAUCAAUUGUCAACUCUUGUCUUUGGAGUCAUCGGCCAACCAGAAACAGCUUCAAAUUCUCAAACGAGUGAUCACUGUCGGAAACUUUGAACGAGUUCAUUUACCGCUUAUUGAAGAGAUUACGGCUUUAUUGCUGCAAGUGAUCGAGGAGAUUUUGCGUUUAAAAGAUCUUUCGAUCGAUUCGACAACAUGCGUCUCGGCGUUGGCCACUUCUCUUUGUAAACUCUUCGCCACCGUUUCGCAGCCGCAACAUUUCAAGAGACUCAUCAAUGUCGUUGUCAAUUCGUUGAAUACUCCAUUGGUGAACCAAGUCCUUCUUCAACUGCUCGAGCUGAUCGCGAAAGAGACUCCACAGUACACUCUAUGCUUUCCAAUCAAAAGCAUUCAAAAUCAAUAUUAUGCUGCAAAGAUGACCUUCGAGCGCUUUCCGAUCACAAUUUUUGAGGGUUUAACGAUCUCGACAUGGAUUUCUCCAAUGAUUGAAAAAGAUCAAAAAGUGAGAUCGCACGUGGUUUCUUUGAUUUGUGACAGUUUUGUUCAAUGUUCGAUCAUUCUUCUUUCCCGUAAUUCAUAUCUUGUCGAAGUCAAAUCGAAAAAUGAUCUAUUGGCGAAAAAAACUCUACGUCUGAGUGAUUCGAAUGAAGAGAGUUGUGGGUUUCAACACGUUUCUCUUGGGAUGAGUUUUGUGGCAACUGGUGGCGCUCAUUUGAAAGUUCAAGUGACCGUUGGAUCAGCUUUCUAUUCAACUGAUGUCUCGACUUUGCCAAAGAUCUCGAGUGAUCAAAACCGAGAUCAAAUCAGCGUCAUCUAUGGCUCGUCAAUGUUGGAGAGUGAAACGAGUGAAACUCUUUUCGAGCUCACUAAUAUCUUUGGCUUUAAAGGCGUUCUCAGUCCCUCCUCACUCUUCACUCUUCAUGCUUUGGGUCCCUCAUUGAGGUCUCUUUGCUCGGCUGCAUCAACGAAAAUCCGGAUUUGUUCGGCAAAGAUUCUCAGUCCCAGUUUGCUACGACGACAUCAUACUAGACCCUACAUUGAAUCGGUGCUUGCUGAACCUCAGCGUUUCAUCACAGCGCUUCAGCGAAGCGUUCAUUUCUUCAUGCCAUGCGAGACUCCGAAUAUCUUUCAAUUUGUCGGCCGAUCAGCUAAUGUGCAAGAGACUGACAAGUGGGCGUUGAACAAGCGAAUUCUUCUACCGAUUUCCUAUUCAAUGAAAAUGGUGGCCACACAGCGGAUAACACUUGAUGAGAGUUUGGAAGUGGCUGGAGGAUUUGCUGUGUUUACUUCAAUCUAUGCCCUGGCUGUCGACCAUUGUGCUCGUGGGAUCGGCGAUUCAAGCACUCAAUUGAUCGCUCUUCGUCUCCUCCUUCAAUACUCCAGAAGAUGGAUAGUUCAAAUGUGUGGAGAGUUUCCAUCGAUGAAAGAUUUACUUUCAAGGAUUCUUUUUGCUGGUUCUUUUUCGAAUCCAAUCGAUCGGCGUCCAAUAAUUCCCAGAGCUUAUCCAGAAGAUGAAGAAGACGCUAAAGCUGAAGAGCGAGAUCCAAUGAAUAUUUCCGAUAUUUUCAUCAAUCAUUGCUAUCGUCGAUCCGUUGACGGAGAAUCAUCGUUUAUCGUGCUUGAUCCAGAGCUUUUGAUCUCUUUGAUUGAACGACCAUCUUUAUGGACUGGAGAACACAAAAUUCGAUUUUGGGUGAAUAUCAUGAAAAGUAUUAGCGACUCGUUUGAAGAUUCCCAAUUUUCCGAUUUCAAUAUGAUUCAAUGGAAAAAUGUCAAUUUACUUCAUCGAUUGUUAUUGGUACUACACGAGCUUACAUCAAUGUCAUUCUGUUGCCAAACUUGUUCCUCAAUUUUCUCCGAAGGAGUCACGGAGAUCGUCCCAAAAAUCACUGAUCUACUGAUUGGAGAUCAAGUCCAAAUUGAAGCCGUGAAAUCUCUAUGGACUUUUAUUCUACAUUCACAUCCGCCAGAGAAAACGUUCAUCAAGAACACAAUUACAUCCUACCAUGACUGGUUGAGAACAGAUUUUCCCACGAACAGCGAAGAAUUCCCGUAUCCGGUGCAUUCGACCGAUUUGUGUGAGGCGCUUCGUCGAUACUAUGAUGAGCUUUGCACACCAUCGGAGAAUCGAAUCAAAGUGCAAUGGGAAAAGGGAAUGGAUGUGAUUGAGUUGAGGCGUUUGUAUCAUGCACAUCAUCCUGUCACUGAUUCAGAGGACGACUCAUUAAGUAGCCAAUCGAUGCCAUCAAGUUUGCAGCCACAAUUCGUUGAGUCACCCGGAGUCAACCUCUUGAGAGCAGCCUUAAUCGAACAGCUCGUAUCGGUGCUACGUUGUGGACCGGAUCAGUUGAUCUUCGGCGUGCUGCAUGACGUCAUCGGCUGGCAAUCAAUCGUUGUCCUUCUCAAUCGUCAAACAAAUCCUCAUAUUCUCUCAGCGGUGAUGAGACUUGUUGAAUGCUUUUUGCAUCGUUCCCCCGAUUUCACCAAAGCAAUGUUCAUCAAAUUUUGCGGUGGACUCUUGAUCGCGAAUCAGUUGAGAGGGAUGGGAAUGACCGAGAAAAUUGCCGAUGCUGCUUUUGGGAUCAUGUUGGGAGAGCCUGUCCUCAUCUCUCAUGGUCUCGAUGGAGAGCUUCUAUCUCGGUUGACGGUGAAUCAACUCAACUGCGAUGCUACGCAUAUUGUGUUAGCCGUUCUUUCUGGAUCCACGCAUCUUUUGCCGCUUUUUGCGAGAAUUACAAACUCAAUCGGAAAAGUAUUCGAGUACAACUCUCAACUCCAAGCCGCUUUCAUCGAUAGUGGGAUUAUCGAUGUGAUGGUUGAUUGCUUGAGACAAAUAGCAAUCUCAAAAGACUACGAUGAAGAGUUUCGCUCAGCGAUGAGAGACAUUUGGAAAACGUUAGCUCAAAAGAUUCUCGAAGCUGGAGUUCUUUACAGUGAUGAGCGUGUUUUCAAAGGAUGUCGGCGUUUCGUGAUCCUCACUUGUCUUUUGGAUCAUCGAAUGGGGCACGAUUGGCAAAAAGCGCUUGAAGAAGAUUCCGAUUCUCUUGCCACUUUUGAAGCUCAUCAGGCUUUUAUUGAGGUGAGGCGAUGCCUUUGCACAGUGCUCAACGAGUGGAUUCAACGCUUUUGGAGUCUGAAGAAAGAUUCGAUGAAAUCGGCGAGUGCACCAUCAAGUCAAGAAUCUUUAAAUGAUGAUUGGUCAGUCGUUGACGGAGAUCUAAAUCCUCAAAUGAAAUCAUCGGAUCCGAUGUCGGAUGUGAUUGAGGACGAUUCAGUGACACCAUCAAGAGCCACACUGCUCGAUGGAACUUCUCCAAUGGCGGCUUUUGUCGAGGGUCAAUUCGCGGAUAUUCGACAAAGAAUGACAAAACUUGGAAUUGUAGCGAAAAACAUUCUGAAAACAAAGUACAAGAAACGAGAGAAACCAGCCGGAUUGGCGCAUCCGAAUCGGAUCAGUGAGCGAGUGAUUUUUGGAUUGGACACUUGUUUGGCUUUAUUUUCUUUCUUCGAGAUGAUGGAUGUGGAGACAAGAGAAGAAGUUGUUUUGCUUCGAAAUUUCUUGACCUUACUCAUCAGUGCUUUUUCAGCAGAAGGUUCAAUGAGAGAAAUGUGGAAAUCGUGUACAGCAAAUGCGAAUUCGAAAGCGAAAAAAACUCUCUCCCAGCUUGCGGCUUUUGUCGUUUAUCCAUCACUUGAAUAUCGAAAUCGUUGGCUUGGUGGAUCAGGACCAGAAAGGAACCCAGAAAGAUGGAUGUUCCAGAAAAGAGCUCUCGUUUUGUCAGCACUUGUUCGCGAUCUCAGUGACUCUCGCGGAUCUUUGAGAAGUCUCCUCAGAGCCUCAAUGGAUGACACAUACACGAUGUGCUUGGGUGUGAUCGAUUUGGCUUUAUUGAGUGGAUCACCGUUGGAAACAGUUGGAGAGGAUUGCUCGGCCAUUCAAGCCGCAAUCAAGAACCUCAACGAGGAUUCGCCUUUUGAUUUCUUCAGGGAAUCGAGGGGAGAAGCCCUCAAAUCCUUUGCCGACAACGAGAAACUUGCCGCAUUCAACUAUGAGAACGAGCGCAGCAAAAUGAUCACUUCUCUCAAAUUGGAGGCCGAAUCGAUUCGAAAUGCGGACUCGGAGAUCAGCUCGGCUUUGGCCACGGUGGCCAUGAAAUUGACAACGGAAGUGGUUGAGCAAACGACUUCCUCAAGAAAGGCUUUAAUCGAAGCACCAAGAGAAUUGAUUCGAAAUUUGCAUACAGCUGAGGAUCAGAUUUUGCAAUUUGAGUCUCGUCUAUUCCACCCAUUGGCUCCACUGCACAAUGCAUCGAAUUGGCCGAAUGGGUAUCAACUUGAUCAAAUCGAGGGACCGAAUCGAGAAAGGAAAAGAAUGAUCCCAACUGAUUAUGAGGUCGACUCAAAACACUUCAACGAGUCACCUGGCUCAUCGAACUUGCGACCAAAUUUUGAGGCGAUUAUGGCAUCUGGUUCGUUCAGAAGGAGAAAAGACGAGUUGACCGUGAUCGAUUCGUACAAAUAUCAUUGUGACGUGAUCGAGGUUCGGGCUCACUUGGAGUGUGAGGGUGAUCUGGUUGUUGCUGAAAAGCAUGUGCAUUUGUUGCCGAGAAAGACGCGAACAACUCAUAAACAAAUCCCACUUCCACAAGCUGACGGUUUUCGUAUUCCCUAUACCCAAAUCACAGAGAUUUGGGAAAGAAAAUUUCUACUCCGAGACAUUGCUUUCGAAAUUUUCGUUAAAGAUGGCCCGGCCCGGUUGAUCGUUUUUGAGAAUACAAAGGUUCGAUCAACUUUCCAAGAAUGGUUAACGCUAAUCGGUUUCGCACACGUUUUCCCCGAUCCAAAGAAAACCCUCCAAAUCGCGACCGAACAAUGGCGACAUGGAGUGAUGAAUAAUUUUGGAUAUUUGAUGUUAUUGAACAAAAUCGCCGGCCGAACAUACAAUGAUUUAAUGCAAUAUCCCGUUUUCCCGUUCAUUCUCUCACAGUACACGAUGCCGUCGCUGGAUUUGGCGAACUCAAACAAUUACAGAAAUCUUUCUCGCCCGAUGGCCAUUCAAGAUCAGACAAAAGUGGCCUACUACGCGAAACAGUAUGCUCAAUUGGAGGAAGCUGAUCUUGGGGAUUCCCUAAAACAUGGACCAUAUCAUUACGGUAGCCAUUACAGCAACAGCGGAAUCGUCUCCCAUUUCCUUGUCCGAUUGAUGCCUUUCACAAAGUUGGCACUCGAAUAUCAGGAUGGCCGUUUUGAUCUACCCGAUCGCCUCUUCAAUAGUAUCGAGUCGGUUUGGCGCUUAUCGAGCAGUGAGAGUACCACUGACUUCAAAGAAUUGAUUCCCGAGUUUUUCUAUCAACCGGAAUUCCUGCAAAACCUUCAUCACUUAAACCUCGGAGUUCGCCAAAAUUGGGAUCAAGUAAACGACGUGAUGUUACCGCCGUGGGCACCACCAAAAGGAUAUCGACUAUUUACCCUAAUCAAUAGACAAGCUCUUGAAUCUUCGUACGUUGUGUCGAACCUCCAUCACUGGAUCGAUUUGAUUUUUGGCUUCAAACAAUCGGGCAAAGCGGCAAAAGAAGCAAUGAACGUGUUUCAUCCAUUGACUCACGUGGCGAACAUUGCUCAGGCGGAUAUGGGCGAUGAGGUUGACCGCGGCGCGAGAGCGACAAUCAUUCGAACAUAUGGUCAAAUGCCCACUCAACUCUUUAGCGCACCUCAUCAACCGCAUUUAACGCCAAGCGAGCAAUGGGGCGAGAACAUCAACGGGAUUCCCUGUUCAACUGUCGAAAACAUUAGAUGGGGUGAAUAUGUGGGAAGUCCAAAUCUCGGUUCAUGUGUCGCCUUUUGGAAGCAUCGAGCGUCAAGAGAUCGAGUCUCUUCAUUGACUCUUUUACCGGAUGGAAUGGUGAUGGGAGCUGCCAAUAAUAUGGUGAUCGCAUUGGGAACGGCGAAAGAGUUGAAAGCUGCUCUGGUAGUGGGAAUCUUUUGCUUGCCGACUCCAUCAUCGGGACUGAUUCGUUUUCGGGUUCACAUGGUUGAUAAACACGUUGAUCCACACAAAGCCUGGGUGAAUGCGAUUGAUAUUGGCGGGAGAACGGUGACAGCGAUGGCUUACUCGAACUUUGGCCUACUUUUCAUUGGUUUCUCUAGUGGAGUGAUCUCUGUUUAUGAAGUUGAUUUCGAUGAAGAGGGUCUUCACUCAGUCGCUCUUCGAGGUCAACUCUUGGCUCAUUCAAGUGCAAUUCACACGAUUUGUGUCUGCGAUGAGUACUCGUCUGUGGUCACCGGUUGUUCAUCGGGACAAGUGGUACUCUGGGAUCGGAAUGGAUUGAGCUUCAUUCGACUCAUUACGAAAGCGAAAGCGUUGAGCGCUUUAUUGAUGAAUCGAGUUUCCGGAGACAUCGCCAUUGUCACGCCAACGAAUAUUGGAAGUCGAAUUCAACUUUAUACAAUAAAUGGAGAUCUUGUUAAUUCGUUAGAUUUGGAUUGCAUUGUGACAUCGGUUUUGAUGACAGAGUUGCCCGAGGGCACUGCGGUGAACGCUCUGUAUUGUGGGUGCUCGGAUGGGACGAUAAGACUGCUCGAUCUUUGGGGCGUUCGUCAAUUUGGGACACUUUGCGGAGUCACGGGAAGUGCUGGUGAGAUU
Mesorhabditis belari is the source of this 7962-nucleotide messenger RNA. NCBI's taxonomy places the organism in Eukaryota, Metazoa, Nematoda, Chromadorea, Rhabditida, Rhabditidae. The record is from the annotation of a GenBank genome assembly.